This is a messenger RNA of Culicoides brevitarsis, 1300 nucleotides long. RefSeq lists its product as uncharacterized. Bases 1 to 1227 code for a protein of 408 amino acids. Lineage: Eukaryota; Metazoa; Arthropoda; Insecta; Diptera; Ceratopogonidae. Gene Ontology annotation, cellular component: nucleus. The transcript is spliced from 2 exons. The record is from RefSeq and is a predicted model, not a curated record.
AUGCCAGAGUGUUAUUUUCGACGGAAUACAUUACCGGAUUGUUUUGAUUUUCGCAUGCAUUUUUGCCUUCUCAAUAAAAUCUCAAAUAAAAUGCUGCGAAAAGCUACUUUUCUUCUCACAAUCACAAGAAAUUAUCAAAAAACCUCCGUUUUAUCGAGCAGAAAGACUAUUGGCGUUCAUCAUCGUGCGAAAAUCUUAAAAGAUGACAACAAAGAUUACGUUGAAAUGCUCGAAGAGGAUCCAGAAUUCGAUGCCGAUUCAGACUUCUUCGACAUGGAUAUCUCGCACAAAGAACACGAAAGAGAGAUGAAACGCCAUCGAGAAAAACUCCCAAAAUGGAUUGUUCGCGACAAAUAUUUCAAGACAACAACGCCGAAUUUCCUCACAUGGGCAGAAAAAGAGCAAAUCCGACAUUUACAUCAACAAGAUCCCGACGAAUGGACUCCCGAACGUUUGUGUCAAUGCUUCCCCAUCGACAUGCAUCACAUUGGCAAGUUGCUUAAAAAUAGAUGGACUCCCAACUCAGCGAAACGAGUCGAAAAACACGAUGCUGCGGCAAAAGAAAAUUGGGAAAAAUUCCGAAGAGGCGAAUUAACGGAAAAAUUACCGCCGAAAUUUGCCAAACACUUGUUAAACUUCAAAGAUCGCGAGAUAGAUUUGUCAGCUUUGCCCAAAUUCGAGCCGAAACCGAGAUUAUCUGACCUUGUAAAGACCGACAAUGACGAAUUUCUGAGUAUUAUCACAUCAGCAAAGAAAUUAUUAGAAGUAGAAGAGCCAAAAAAGGAAGAAAUUAAGCAAAUCGAGUCAAAUGAGAAGCCUUCGAGUUAUGAUAAAAUGAUGAAAGAACUCCCAAAAGAGAUGAGAAAUGAAAAAAUGACCUUGGAUGAGCUCAAAAUGCUGUUAGGGGAUCAAGAUGACCCAGUUGAGGUCGAUGAACCAAUUGAGGCGACAGAAAAAAAGGAAAUUCAAGUUCGACAAAACCCCGCAGGAACGGGAAUUGUACAAAAAUCUCAAAAAAUCGCCUCAAAAUCGAUUGAUUUCCCAAAAAAAUACGAAGUUGGGGUUUUGUCACAGAAAAAUCUGAAUUCAAUGUACAUCGAACCGAUUCAGGAACGAAUUAAAAUCCCGAAAAAGCUGUGGAAGAAAAAUGCAACGUACAAAUAUAAGGAUUGUUUUUACGACGACGAUGGGGAGUUGUUGUAUCGAGUGCCUGGAUUAACAAAAUAAUUUUAGAAAAAUUAAAAAAAUAGUCAAUAAAUAAUUUUUUAAUUAAUUUUAUUUAAUUUUUAUCAACUGGAAU